UGUCUUCUAAGACUUCACACGGGGAGCAGAAUAAACCCAAGUGCCAGGCAAUCUCUGCUCCAUGGGUUCCUUGGAGACCGCGCUCUGGUCUGUGCUCCAUGUGCGCACUCUCCUCCUGGGCGCUAUCGCCUUCCUCUUCUUUGCUUAUGUCUUCAGAAAGCGGCGCCCUAAGAACUACCCACCAGGGCCCCCAAGACUGCCCAUCCUGGGAAACUUCUUCCACGUGGACUUUGAGAAUUCUCACUUGCAGGUCCAGCAGAUGGUGAAGAAAUAUGGGAAUGUUAUUAGCCUGGAUUUUGGUGACAUGUACAUAGUCCUUUUGACUGGAUUACACUUAAUCAAAGAAGCCCUUGUCCACAAGGAUCAGCACUUCAUAAACCGUCCUAUGACUGCUAUCCGUGAGCGGGCCUUUAAAAAAAAUGGAUUGAUCUUUUCUAAUGGCCAGAUAUGGAAAGAGCAAAGAAGGUUCACCCUGACAACACUAAGGAACUUUGGUUUAGGGAAGAAGGGCUUGGAAGAACGAAUUCAGGAAGAGGCCUACUAUCUUGUCCAGUUUAUAAAGGAAGAGAAUGGACAGCCUUUUGAUCCUCACUUCAAGAUCAACAAUGCAGUUUCCAAUAUUAUUUGUUCUGUCACUUUUGGGGAGCGCUUUGAGUAUCAGGAUGAAAAAUUCCAGGAACUUCUAAGGACGCUGGAUGAGGUCAUAUGUUUGGAAGCUUCUGCAUGGUGCCAGUUCUAUAAUAUGCUCCCAAGGAUAAUUGAUUUACUUCCUGGGCCUCACCGAACUCUCUUUAAAGGCUGGGAAAAUCUGAAAUUGUUUGUUGCUGAAAUGAUUGAAAACCACAGGAGAGAUUGGAAUCCCAAUGAAACAAGAGACUUUAUUGAUGCUUUUUUCAAGGAAAUGGAAAAGCAUAAAGGAGAAAUUGUUUCCAGCUUCAAUGAAGAAAACCUCAUCUGCACCACCCUGGACCUCUUCUUUGCUGGAACUGAGACGACUUCCACAACACUACGCUGGGCUUUGCUUUAUAUGGCCCUCUACCCAGACAUCCAAGAAAAUGUGCAUGCAGAGAUAGACAGAGUAAUUGGCCAGGCGCAGCAUCCAAGCAUGGCCCUCCGAGAGUCCAUGCCCUACACGCAUGCAGUGGUCCAUGAGGUGCUAAGAAUAGGCAAUAUCAUCCCAUUGAAUGUGCCCAGGGAAGUGGCUGCUGAUACCAACAUGGGUGAAUAUCAUUUGAAAAAGGGAACCAUGAUUUUAACCAAUCUGACUGCACUGCACAGUGACCCUGCCCAGUGGGCCACACCUGACACAUUCAAUCCAGAACAUUUUUUGGAGAAUGGACAGUUUAAAAAGAGGGAAGACUUUCUGCCUUUCUCCAUAGGAAAGCGGGCUUGCCUUGGAGAACAGUUAGCUAGGACCGAGUUGUUCAUUUUCUUCACCGCACUCUUGCAGAAGUUUACCUUCAGGCCCCCAGACAAUGAAAAAUUAACACAGAAGUUCAGGAUGGGUCUCACCAUUGCCCCUGUCAAAUAUAGAAUCUGUGCUGUCCCUAGGGCAUAGAUGCCUGCCCAGAAGGAGAGAAAAAGGCCCCUGGGAAGAGAUGAACUCUGAAGACAUGUCUGCUCACAAGCCAUAGACAAAAUAAAAGUAGUUCUGAAGAAAUGGGGGAAGUAGACUCAGAAGAAACUUCCCCACACACUUGCUUUUCCAGAGACCUCACCAAUUGCACUCAUGAGCACGGCAUAUCAUUUUAGCCUAUAUAUAAUUUAUCUUUUCUCACAGGAUAUAAAUGGAGGUUAUAUGAAGACCAGAUAUAAGGU
Messenger RNA from Suncus etruscus (white-toothed pygmy shrew), 1818 nucleotides. RefSeq names its product cytochrome P450 2J2-like. Gene Ontology annotation, cellular component: cytoplasm; intracellular membrane-bounded organelle. Gene Ontology annotation, biological process: xenobiotic metabolic process. NCBI's taxonomy places the organism in Eukaryota, Metazoa, Chordata, Mammalia, Eulipotyphla, Soricidae. Gene Ontology annotation, molecular function: oxidoreductase activity, acting on paired donors, with incorporation or reduction of molecular oxygen, reduced flavin or flavoprotein as one donor, and incorporation of one atom of oxygen; heme binding; iron ion binding. The transcript has 9 exons. Bases 62 to 1558 code for a protein of 498 amino acids. The record is from RefSeq and is a predicted model, not a curated record.